Messenger RNA from Peniophora sp. CBMAI 1063, 552 nucleotides. NCBI's taxonomy places the organism in Eukaryota, Fungi, Basidiomycota, Agaricomycetes, Russulales, Peniophoraceae. The record is from the annotation of a GenBank genome assembly.
AUGUCUGGCUCUGGAGCUCACUUUGACGGCGUGCGCGCUGCGGCGGCUGUCGGUAUCAUGACCAGCGGUAUCCUCUCAGGCGCAAUCAUCUCAGCCUCCGCCUGGGGCAUCCCCGCAAUCCUCACAACCGCCUCCUCAUCCUCCUCCGACGCGCCCCUCACGACCCUCCGCGCCUUCACCACGCUCUACAACCGCGGCAAGUCCACCGCGCCGCCCCUCGCGGCCCUCGCGUCCGCCUCGUUCGCCUACGCCGCGCUCCGCGCCUCGAACGUGCCGUUCAUUACCAACGGCUCGUUUGCCGCGGCGCAUAGGAGUUUGUUGUUUGGCGCGGCGGCGGUGUUGACGGUGGGGAUUGUGCCGUUUACGUUUGCGGUGAUGAUGAGGGGGAUUCGGGUGCUUGUUAGGGCGUCGGAGGGGGAGGGGGAGGCGAGGAAGCUGGGCGAGGGGAGGGCGGUUGAGGGGGUUGUGGCUUGGGGGGCGCAGAACUAUGUGAGGGGGUUGUUGCCGCUUGUUGGGUGUGCGUUGGGCACUUGGGCUUCGUUCGCGUCGUAA